Molecule: messenger RNA, 2192 nt
Organism: Petromyzon marinus (sea lamprey)
Lineage: Eukaryota; Metazoa; Chordata; Hyperoartia; Petromyzontiformes; Petromyzontidae
Gene: CTU2
Product: cytosolic thiouridylase subunit 2
Biological process (GO): tRNA wobble position uridine thiolation
Cellular component (GO): cytosol
Molecular function (GO): sulfurtransferase activity; tRNA binding
Source: RefSeq, a predicted model, not a curated record
UUAAAACGACAGCAUGACGUCGCCCCCGGUGUCCUGAAACCGUGACGCCACUGGCCCGUACAGUAACACACGUGCGUGUGUAAGUGGCGGUGAGUCAAGCUAUCGCGGGACCUUUUAUUAAAAGCUAACUUUAGUUUAUGUGUGACUAUUUACGCCGGUGACCCCCGUUUCAGCCAGCUGCCCCGGUUAUUUUAUAUUUUUUUGCACGGCGAGGGAAGAUAACGCCGAAGUUUAAAUCCCCGCUCUCCCCGGCCGCCCAUCGAGAGCGAUCAGCCGAACUUGUCCCGGGCCUGGUUCGACUCAAAGCCGUCGACCGCCAGAAGAAGGCGAACAUGUGCCAGGCGAAUGAAGAUAACAAGGACGUGGAUCCGCCGCGCGUUGGGAAGCCAAGUGUGGGCACCGUCUGCAUGAAGUGCAAGGAGCGCAGGGCGUCCAUGCUGAUCCGGGUCAACGACCCCUUCUGCAGGGAAUGCUUCCACGAGUAUUUUGUGCACAAGUUCCGCGCCGUCCUGGGAAAACGCAAAGUCAUCGAGCCCGGGGAGAAGGUGUUGGUGGCCGUUUCAGGAGGAGCGUCGUCAUGCACUCUGCUCGCUCAAGUGCAGCUGGGCCUGAGUCGCGAGUCUCACAAGCGGCUGAAGUUCAUCCCUGGGCUGGUGCACGUGGACGAGGGAGCCGCGUGUGGGGAGACUGUGGAGGAGCGCGUCGCGGCAAACGCACGGAUCGAGGAGAUAUUCAAGCAGAGCGGCUUCCCCUACUAUAUCGUGCCCCUAGAGCAGGCGUUGCGUUUGGGAAGCAAUGGAGAAUGCAGUGCAAUGGAAAGUGGCAGACAGAGAUUUGGGCAGGGUGCUGGGCAGGGUGCUGGGCAGGGUGCUGGGCAGGGUGCUGGGCAGGGAGCUGAGCAGGAUGCUGACAGGCAGGGUGCUGGGCAGGGUGCUGGGCAAGGUGCUGGGCAGGGUGUUGAGCAGGGUGCUGGGCAGGGUGCUGGGCAAGGUGCUGGGCAAGGUGCUGGGCAGGGUGUUGAGCAGGGUGCUGGGCAGCGUGCUGAGCAGGGUGCUGGGCAAGGUGCUGGGCAGGGUGCUGAGCAGGGUGCUGGGCAGCGUGCUGUGCAGCGUGCUGGGCAAGGUGCUGGGCAGGGUGCUGAGCAGGGUGUUGAGCAGGGUGCUGGGCAGGGUGCUGGGCAGAGUGCUGAGCAGGGUGCUGGGCAGCGUGCUGGGCAGGGUGCUGACAGGCAGGGCGUCGGGGCGAGUGCGGAGGAGACGGAGGCGCUGUGUGGGAUGUUCCGGGCGACGAGGACGCUCACGGCCAGGGAGGAUCUCCUCUUCUCGCUCCGUCUGCGGGUGUUGCUGUGGCUGUGCCGCCGCCGUGGCUACACCAAGGCGAUGCUGGGGGAGUCCUGCACCCGCGUGUCCGUGAGGAUCCUCGCGGGACUCGCACUGGGGCGCGGCGCGGGCCUCUCGCAGGACACGGGUUUCUGCGACGACCGCUUUGGCGACGUGCUGUUCGUGCGUCCCAUGCGGGAGCUCUCGGCCAAGGAGGUGGCGCUGUACGUCCACGCGUUCGGCGUGCGCACCGCAUGGAGGCCCGCACUCAGCACGCGGGCCGGCAAUCAGGCGAGCAUCACGAGUUUGACGGAGGCGUUUGUGACGGAACUUCAGGCGGAAUUCCCAUCAACCGUCUCCACCAUCUACAGAACCGGGGAGAAGAUCGGAACGGACGACGUGGCUCGGGCGGCGGAGAAGUGCGUGCUGUGCUCGGCCUUCCUCGACACGGACGCAGUGGCGGCUUCGGCUUUGCAAGCAGCCCUCAUGUCGGAGAAGCUGUCGAGCAAACACCGCGUCGACCCCCCCCCGCCGUGCGGUGGUGCGGCUCAGUGCAGCUCCGGGCAGGGGGCUUGUUGCCGUGACAGCGGAGCGGACCAUUUCGUUAACGGGGAGUCUCUCUCACAAGCUCUGUGUUACGGGUGUCGGCUGACUGUGAACGACAUGGACGAGGCGAAGCUCCUGCCGCCGUUCGUUUUGGCUGAAGCGGAGCAGCGGGAGAAGAGGCGUCUCCUUAAGGCACAGAUCCAGGAGUUUUUGCUGGAAGACGACGAUGGUGGCGUUGAUGAGGACGAGACCCUGUGAUCCAUCACACAGAGACCCUCGUGAUGUCAAUGAUGAGCUAUGAGGGCUGGGGGGGGGGGGGGUUGCCCC